CUGUCAGUGUUAACGCGUCUUCUCUGUACUGGUUAACCUGUGCUGUGUGAAGCUGCAAGAAGAAUGGCUGACAGUAGAGAAAAAGCUGUGGAUCAGAUGAAAUUAUGGAAGGAAGGCAGAGGAGCUCAGCGACCUGAUGCUUUGACUACGGGAGCUGGCGUUCCAGUAGGUGACAAACUAAACGUUGAGACGGCGGGGCCACGAGGGCCUCUGCUGGUGCAGGAUGUCGUCUUCACUGAUGAGAUGGCUCAUUUCGACCGUGAGCGCAUUCCUGAGAGGGUGGUGCAUGCCAAAGGAGCAGGUGCAUUUGGCUAUUUUGAGGUGACCCAUGAUAUCAGGCAGUUCUGUAAGGCCAAGGUGUUUGAGCAUGUUGGCAAGACAACACCCAUUGCUGUGCGGUUUUCUACUGUGGCUGGCGAGUCAGGUUCCGCUGAUACAGUGCGGGAUCCCAGAGGUUUUGCAGUGAAGUUCUACACUGAAGAGGGCAACUGGGACCUGACGGGCAAUAACACGCCCAUCUUCUUUAUCAGGGAUGCAAUGCUGUUUCCAUCAUUCAUCCACUCUCAGAAGAGAAAUCCUCAGACUCACCUGAAGGAUCCUGACAUGGUGUGGGACUUCUGGAGCCUGCGACCAGAGUCUCUGCAUCAGGUAUCUUUCCUCUUCAGUGAUCGUGGAACACCCGAUGGAUAUCGCCAUAUGAAUGGCUACGGAUCCCACACCUUCAAACUAAUCAACUCUGAGGGCAACCCUGUCUACUGCAAGUUCCACUACAAGACUGAUCAGGGUAUUAAGAAUCUGACUGUGGAUGUAGCCGAUCGUUUGGCAUCCACUGACCCUGACUAUGCCAUCAGUGACCUGUACAAUUCCAUUGCCAAUGGAAACUUCCCUUCCUGGACGUUCUACAUCCAAGUCAUGACGUUUGAGCAGGCAGAGAAGUACCCAUGGAAUCCAUUCGACCUGACCAAGGUGUGGUCUCAUAAGGACUACCCCCUGAUCCCAGUGGGUCGCAUGGUGUUGAACCGAAACCCUGUCAACUAUUUUGCUGAAGUGGAGCAACUGGCUUUUGACCCCAGCAACAUGCCACCAGGCGUUGAGCCAAGCCCUGACAAGAUGCUGCAGGGUCGUCUCUUUUCUUACCCUGACACCCACCGUCAUCGACUUGGAGCCAAUUACCUCCAGCUGCCUGUUAAUUGCCCUUACCGUGCCCGUGUGGCCAACUAUCAAAGAGAUGGGCCCAUGUGUGUGUCUGACAAUCAAGGAGGAGCUCCCAACUACUUCCCUAACAGCUUCAGUGCCCCAGAAACUCUGCCACGUUUUAUGGAGUCCAAGUUUAAAGUGUCUUCUGAUGUUGGGCGCUACAACAGCUCAGACGAUGAUAAUGUGACUCAGGUUCGCACUUUCUUCACUGAAGUGUUGAACGAGGCUGAACGUGAGCGCCUGUGCCAGAAUAUGGCCGGCCAUCUGAAGGGAGCACAGCUCUUCAUUCAAAAACGCAUGGUGCAGCGUCUUAUGGAGGUGCAUCAGGAUUAUGGCUCCCGCGUUCAAGCACUGCUUGACAGGUACAAUGCAGAGGGCAAAAAGAACUCUGUGCAUGUGUAUACACAAGGUGGUGCAUCUGCCCUGGCUGCCUCUAAGAUGUAAUGAACAAGGGCGUGUUGAUUCUCUUUCACUGAAUUUAACACUCAUGCUGUUGGAGGACUGCUUUGCUCAUGAAUGCUUUAUAGUUUCAAUCCAUCUAGGAAAAGCUAUUAAUUGAACAUGAUCUGAAGUUAGUAGUCCUGUUCUGUUAAUUGUUUUGAAGAAAUGCUAACAAAAUUCUUAGACAAUUAAAUAAUCUGUGAAACAUAAAACUUAAACCUUCUAUUUUUUUGCAUACAGUAAUUUACACAGCACUUUUAAUAGUUUUACCUUAAUGACUGGGUGCUAAACACUCAGCCCAGUAUUUUGCAGGUUUGGAACACCAAACACUAAUACAGCUUAUAUCUGCAUAAUCACCCUUAAACUUAAACAAUUUGGUAAAUUCCUCUUAAGUAAACAGACUUUCUGAGGUUUUGUAAUUGUAGUUGUAAAAGCUUUUUGCUAUAAUUAAAAUUUCAUAAUUGCGGCCACUCAGGUGGCGCAGUGGUAAAAACACACACUGGAACCAGAGCUGGGAUCUCGAAUACAUCUCAGCUCUGCCUGCCGGCUAAGGCCGAGCGGCCACAUGAACAACGAUUGGCCUGUUGUUCAGAUAUGGGCGGGACUAAGCCGGAUGGGGUCUCUCUCUCAUGACUGGUGCGAUUGCGACCUCACUUGUCAUGCUAAAUGGCUUCAAGUCUUUAUACAAAAUGUAAUACAGAACAAAAAGAUCAUUACAAACACAAACUGCAGUAUUUAAGUCAUUAGAACAGUGAAUAUAAAAAAGUCUACACACCCUUGUAAAAAUGCCAGGUUUUUUUCAUGUGAAAAAUCAGUAACCUCAGGUUUAUUUCCCACUUUAAUGUGACCUAUAUUAUGUACAAUUUAAUUAAAAAGCAAACUGAAAUUAUAAACGGGGAUGUGGCUGUGUUCAGAAUGAACAUUUAAACUCAAGUUUCAAUUAAACUAACUUUGAUGAACCCCAUAUAAAGUUCAGCUGUUUAAAUUAAGGAUUUUCCCAUUUAAUUAACAACAGAAGCAAAAGCCAUGGUCUACAAAGAGCUUACAAGGAAUCUCACAGAACACUGUGGUCAUCAACAAGUAGAUAAAAUAAAGCACAACUAUGACAUUACCAAGAACCAUCUGUGCAAUAGCAGAUGUUAAAACGUUUGAAUAAGCUUCGCAUAAUUAUGGUUUAGAGACCAUGUAAGUUUGGCUUUAGCUGGACAUUCCCUAAAUGCAUGCAUGUAGUUACAUCAAGCUGUAGUACUCAACAAUAACCAAAUUAUCCAUUAAUUAUUGAUUUUUUUUUUGUUUUUAUUUUGAAUAAUCAGAAGAAAAUGAGACGUACAUAUUGUUGGUGUGUAUUGUUUAAGAAUUAAUAACAGCUGGCAGUGUGAUUGUGCCUUAGCAAAGUUGAAUGUUUUAUGGAUUAACAUGCUGUAUUUACUUUAAUUCUUGAGUUAUAUGCUUUUAAUAAACACCAAAUUGUUUAAUUUGUCCAGUUUAUUACUGCAUAUAAGUGACUAAAAAUAAAUGUUUGUUUUGCUGACAGAACUCUGUUCUUUAACUCUAUUAAAUAAAUCAUAAUGAUUUAA
This is a messenger RNA of Trichomycterus rosablanca, 3215 nucleotides long. It is a transcript of the gene cat, whose product is annotated as catalase. Gene Ontology annotation, molecular function: catalase activity; heme binding. Gene Ontology annotation, cellular component: peroxisome; mitochondrion; cytoplasm. The transcript has 13 exons. The record is from RefSeq and is a predicted model, not a curated record. Gene Ontology annotation, biological process: response to hydrogen peroxide; hydrogen peroxide catabolic process. Lineage: Eukaryota; Metazoa; Chordata; Actinopteri; Siluriformes; Trichomycteridae. The coding region runs from base 64 to 1641 and encodes 525 amino acids.